AUGGAAGGGAAUAGAGACGAAGCAGAAAAAUGUAUAAAUAUAGCAACUAAAGCCCUUAACGCAGGAGAGAAGGACAAGGCGUUGAGAUUCUUAAACAAAGCAGAAAAGCUCUAUCCAACCCCCAAAGCGAAAGCCUUGCUGGAGUCGUUGACGAAGAACGGCUCCUCUGCGGGGAAUGGUGCAUACUGCAGACAGCGUACGACAGACGGCUCCACCGAGGGCUCCCGGGCCCGGCCCGACGGGGAGGAGCAGGAGGCAGGAGGUGGAGAACCCAGCACCAAAGGCUUCACCAAGGACCAGGUGGACGGGGUACAGAGGAUAAAGCGGUGUAAGGAUUACUAUGAAGUACUGGGCACCAGUAAGGAAGCAAACGAAGAGGAGCUGAAGAGAGCCUAUAGGAAACUAGCGCUGAAAUUCCACCCUGACAAAAACCAGGCCCCCGGAGCCACAGACGCCUUCAAAAAAAUCGGUAACGCGUAUGCUGUGCUUAGCAAUCCGGACAAGAGGAGGCAGUAUGACCUCACGGGAGGGGAGGAGCCUACCAGCCCUGGCCACGCCCACGGCCAAGGUUUCGACUUCCACCGAGGCUUCGAGGCAGACAUCACCCCAGAAGACCUCUUUAACAUGUUCUUUGGUGGAGGAUUCCCAUCUACGGCCGCCCACACGUUCACCAACGGGAGGGGACGCUACAGUCAGCAGACCGACCAACGGCAGGAGAGAGCGGAGGAAAGGGGAGAGGGUGGCUUCUCCAUGUUUAUCCAGUUGAUGCCCAUCGUGGUCCUGAUCCUGGUGUCAAUCCUGAGCCAACUCAUGGUGUCCACUCCCCCCUACAGCCUCUACUCCAGACCGUCCACAGGCCAGACGAUAAGACGGCAGACGGAGAACCUGCAUGUGGACUACUACGUCAGCAGGGACUUCAAGUCAGAGUACAAGGGCUCCAAUCUGCAGAAGAUAGAGAAGAAUGUGGAGGAAGACUAUGUGUCCAAUGUCAGAAACAACUGCUGGAAAGAAAGGCAGACGAAAACGGACCUGUUGUAUGCUGCUAAGGUCUACAGGGACGACCGCCUGCGGAAGAAGGCGGAGCUAAUGACCAUGGAUAACUGCAGGGAGCUGGAAAGACUAAAUGACCUCUACAGAGGGGGAUGAGGCCAGCCAAUGCAGGCUCACACAGGACGCUUUUAGAAGAUAUAUAUAUAUCUAUAUAUAAGAAUAGAUCUAUGUAUAUGUAAAUGUUUUUUUAAGGAAAAUCCACAAAGACAGAAGGGGGGGGUGACAAAUUCCCCAAAAAAUCGUAGCCUUACCAUGGAUGUUCUGAGUUGUCCCUGGUCUCACCCCCUAACCUUCCCCGUCCCCGUGCUCCUCACCCCACCUAAACACUCGUCUCUCCCUGGGAACUGCCUUGCUGCAUCUCAAUGAACCAACGGAACGAUAGGCUGACAAACCUCCCCAAAAACACGGCCUCUCUUUCUCUUAGCUUGUCUCUUUGUGUUUUCCAAAAAUAGGAAGCCACUCUGGAAAUGAACACUGACGGAGAUAUGUAUGUUUGUCCUUGUUGAUUAGUGGGGCAUUAAGCAUUCUGCAACAAGAAAAUCACUAUCUUCCAUCUAGAUUAUAACUACUUCACCUGCUUGACUUAACUUUAUGACUAUGAAGAAGAAAAUCAUUCAGACUCCUCUGGAGUCGCUGUCCUCCUUCCUGUCCGCACAUUAGCAGCGCUAGUUUCAUGGAGAAUCCGGAGAACGCUUCCUAGCUAUUUACCACUGGUGAACCGUGUGGGACGUUUCAAGGACCUUCAAGUUCAUUCCACAGAAGAAAUUACCAUGGUUCCCCUCAAAAACAUUGCUGGUCAGAGAAAGAUUGUUGUUGGGACCAUGAAUGAAAUGGAUGUCUUAACUGCUAUUAUUGUUCAUCCAGUUGUACAUUUUGAAUGUUUUGAAGUUUAUGGAGUUAUUUAACUAAAAGAAUCAAGGUUUUUCUUCAUUGCUCGACUAAUGAUUUAAAUAAACGUUAAAUUAUUACCAGAA
This is a messenger RNA of Esox lucius (northern pike), 2024 nucleotides long. It is a transcript of the gene dnajb14, whose product is annotated as DnaJ heat shock protein family (Hsp40) member B14. The transcript is spliced from 8 exons. Gene Ontology annotation, biological process: cellular response to misfolded protein. Gene Ontology annotation, cellular component: endoplasmic reticulum membrane. Bases 1 to 1146 code for a protein of 381 amino acids. The record is from RefSeq and is a predicted model, not a curated record. NCBI's taxonomy places the organism in Eukaryota, Metazoa, Chordata, Actinopteri, Esociformes, Esocidae. Gene Ontology annotation, molecular function: Hsp70 protein binding.